CUCACAGCCUCUAGCUGGUUUUUACUCAACUCCUGUCCUGAUAUCACUCCGCUGGCAUGGUGGAGAAGCGGACCUGAUUAUUGUGAUGGUGGCAGGCGGCAGCCAGUGACUACAGACUUCCGCCACUGCUUCCCAUAUCCGCGUUUUGCACCGUCUGGGCUACUAUCGUUGCCUCACAACCGGGCUACCUAGGGCGCUUGUGCUCUUUCCCCUAACUCAACAACAUCUUCACCGGGGUUUCUUUCAAACCAAAACCAUAUGAGAUGCAAGUUAACUGGGAAACUCCGGAGCCCGUUCGGUUCAGACAGCAAAACUUUUUCUCAAAGGACAACACCGUAAAACGGCGAGUGGACUGUUGCUGCUGCCGCCGCUCCUCCGCGGGACGGUUUGUGUGUAUAUGGCCGUAGAGUGCCUGCUAACGUUUAUACCUUCACGGUAUUGUUGGGUUUUCCAGCGCAGUUGUUAGCAGCGUGGUAGCGGCUUUAUUGUUGAAUUCAGUUCGGGGGUUCCUCUGCUCUCACGCAAGCUGGGUGUUAUCUGUGUUUUGUGGAGCAGUUUGUUUGGAAAGACGGUCACUCGCGAGCCCUUCACCAUAUGACUGCUAGGCUCGAAGACCUUUAAACCUCCCCGAUUGUUGCUCGCGUCGGCGGCUGUUGUAGGUCCGCUGUCCGGCUGCUUUGGACCCUUCAUCGGGUAGGACAGAGAGGGAGAGGACACUAGGUGGUGGAGGUGGAGGAGGAGGUGGCCGGAGGAGGAGGAGAAGGUGGCGGUGGUAGCCGUGAGCUUGACGGGGACAAAAGUUCUUCCAAAAUAGCAGCCACUCGGCCUAGUGAUGGGGGACUUCGCCUCCCCCGCUGCCGGACCCAACGGCAGUAUCUGCAUCAACAACAGCAUGAACCCGGCCGCCGGGAGCGUGGUGCCCGCCGGGGCGGUGGGCAUACCUAAACACAGCACGGUGGUGGAGAGGCUGAGGCAGCGAAUAGAGGGCUGCCGGAGACACCACGUAAACUGUGAGAACAGGUACCAGCAAGCGCACGCCGAGCAGCUGGAGAUAGAGCGGAGAGAGACGGUCAGCCUGUACCAGCGGAGUCUGGAGCAGAGGGCCAAGAAGUCGACCGGCGGCGGCGGCAGCAGCAAGCAGCCGCAGAGCAAGCAGCAGGACCCGGACUCUGCCUCAUCCACGGAACAGAGGAAUAACACGCUCAUAGCGCUCCAGGAGACUGUAAAGAGAAAACUGGACAGCGCACGAUCGCCUCUCAAUGGAGAACAGAAUGGCAUCUGUGAUGGAGGCAGCUACUCACCAACUACCAAACGGGUACGGAAGGAGGGCUCUGGUGGUUUGGAUUCACUAACAGGUCUCCCUAACAACAACAAUAACAACAAUGUACCACCCAUCUCUCCACUACAUCACCAAAUGGACAUUAAACCCUUACUUGGGGGGCCCAACACUUCCACCGGAAACAACACUACAAACAGCAAUGGCAACCAUGUAGGCCAGGCAUCAGAUGAGCUAGGGAAGAACGGUGGCAGCCAUCUCCCGGACAUGAAGCUGAAUGGCUCGCUGGACCUGGAGGACAGCUUCGGCCUCCUCAAAGACCUGAAACAGGAGCCACUGGAUGACGGAGGUGGGAUGGAGUCCUCUGAUCCCCAGUCUCUGUCCAAUCAAAAUAAACUGUUCUCUGACAUCAACCUCAAUGACCAGGAGUGGCAGGAGCUGAUCGAUGAGCUGGCCAACACUGUGCCAGAGGACGAUAUGCACGACCUCUUUAAUGAGGACUUUGAGGACAAGAAAGAAGCAGAGUUUGGCAGACUGGCAAACAAUCAGACACCAGGCCCACAAGAAGCAGCUGGGAACACAACGGCACCCGGAGGAGGGGCGGCACCAGCAGCAGCCCUGCCUCCUCCUCCUCAGCCUCCACAGGGAGGCCCGCAGGUUCCCAUGGGCUCACCACAGGUCCGACCAUCUUCGUCAGGCCCUCAGUUUGCCACCACUGCCAAUGGAACGCCUCCUCAGCAACCUUUGCAGCAGUCUCCAGCCGUUGCCAUGGCAUCAGGUUCCCCAUUGCACAACUGCGUAGCUCGGUCCCCUCAGACUCCCACCCAGGCUCAGACACAAGCAGUCUCUAGGCCUGGGAAUGGAUACAUUAUGAACCCUGGCCCAGGGGUCAGUCAGGCAGGCACAGGACCUGGAGCAGCUGGAGUUGCCCCUGGAGGUCAGCCUGUAGGACCAGUGACGCCAGAACUUUCUCCAGCAGAGCAGCUAAAAGCAAUGGCUCAGCAACGUGCUAAACUGCUGCAGCAGAAGCAGCAGCAGCAGCAGCAACAAGCAGCUAACUGGUCCCCUGCAGGCGCUCCAACCAGUCCCUAUAACUCUGGUCCCUUUAACCAAGACAAACCCAACAGCCCUAUGAUGUACCCACCACAAGCCUUUAACACGCCACAGGGCCCUCUAGUGGCUGGGAUGGCCCCCAACAGUGGGCCCAAAGCCCCCAUGAACAACUACCUCCCUCACAACCACAUGGGCAUGAUGGGCCAGCAACAGCCAAACAGCAUCAACCAGAACACCCUGUCCAAACAACAGCAGCAACAACAGCAGCAAACAGCAGCCAUAUUGUCCUAUAACAACACCAAACCACUGAGUCACUUCAGUGGCAGUGGGGUUGAUCACAUAGGUCAGAGGAUGACUCCUCCCAUGGGAGGGAACAAUCAGGUGAAGAACCCCAUGAUGCCCCCCUACAUGGGUGGUGGGGGAGGCGGUGGCCAGGGCGCAGGGCCAGGGCAGACCCAGGGGCCAAUCCCAGGCCAGACAGCCCACCUUAGUGAGGAGCAGAAGAGGAUGUUGCUGAUGAAGCAGAAAGUGUUGAACCAGAACAUGCCCUACAGCACCAUGCAGCCUCAUGGACAGGAACAAGGUGUGGUAGGAAUGUCACGACCUCCAGGCGCCAUCCCGCCUCCUCACCCUGCUGGGGGCGUGGCCUCAGGGGUGGGGCCCAAUCAGGGGUCAGGACCACCUCCAGGCUAUGUGGGCAACCAGCAGCAGGCAGCCAUGAUGAAACAGAUGAUGGCGAUGGAGCAGGAGAAGAGGAUGCAGAUGCAACUGAUGGAGCAACAGAAACAGCAGCUCUUCAGAGAGCAGAGACAGCAGCAGCAGCAGCAGCAACUACUGGCUGAGCAGCUCCAACAGCAGCAGCAUCUCCCCAGACAGAUGGGCCAAGGCCAAAGGAAUCCAUACCCCCAAGUCAAUCAGUACCAAGGUCCUCCUCAGGAUCUAGCAUCCAGAAGCCAGGCUCUCCAGAACAUUCGGGCCGCCCGUCUCCUACAACAGCAGCAGCAGAACCAGCAGCAGAUGGUCCAGAUGAGUUCUGUACAGGGCCAGGGGGGCUCCGUGGGACCCCAAACUGACAUGGGCUUACCCUAUGGCAACCAGGGGUCAAACCAAGGUUCCUUGUAUGGGCUCAAUCCCUCCAUGAGCCAAAUGAUCCACCAGCAGCAGCACCAGAGCCAAAGUGUGCAAGCCUCCAUGGGUCUUCCACCGCAGCACAACCCCGCUGGAGGGCCGCCCCGUCAGGCAGGUGCAGGUCCUGGGGUAGGGGGUAUGCCUGGAGGCCCAGGAGGUGGUGGAGCUGGAGGGUAUGGAGGACAGGGAAUGUUGAUGAACUCCAUGACCCAGCAACCCCUCAAAGGCCCUCCCAAUGCCAAAGCCCAAGCACAGAGACUGCAAAGCAUGCUGGGAGCAGGAGGGGGAGGCGGGGGAAUGACGGCAGGUGGCUGGCCGCAGCAGCAAGGACAAAGUCUGCAGGCCAUGGGAGGAGGAGUUGGAAGGACUACAGGAGGAGGGGGAGGAGACAUGGUGGGGUUCAGUUCCACCCAGGGUUAUGGGAUGCAGCCAGGUCAACCUCCGCGCAUGGCCAAGCAACACUUUCAGGGGCCGGGCCAGGGGUUGAGCCAGGGAAUGGACCCCAGAGUGGGCAACCCAGCGGCUGUUAUGGGUGGCCAAAUGAUGGGCCCUCACAUGGGUGGUCAGCCCAGGACCAACCAGCCCCGGCCCAUAGUCAUGAACCAGGGGAUGAACCAGGGGGUGAUGGCCCAGGGGAUGACUGGGAUGGGGGGGUUCGGGCCGGGCCCAGGGGGGCCUGGAAUAGGAGGAGGGGGAGGAGGGAGUGGACCCUAUGGACCAGGGGGUGUAGGUGUUGGAGGUCAGCCACCAGGCUACCAGAGGACAGCUAAUCAGGACAUGUCAUCCUAUGGAUAUGGGGGCGGGCCCUCAGGGGGAGGAGCCUUUGGAUUGGCCGAUGGCACAGGGGCGGAGCUGGACUCAAGCGAUGGUUGGAUGGAGGAGUUUUUCCCAAGCCAAUAGCCAAUGGGGAAACUGGAGAAGAGUUUUUACUGGAUGAACUAAAUGUUUAAGUAGGAUAUAUGUUAAAACCUGAGAAAGUAAAACAAACAGGAUGACAUGAAGUAGACUGGCAUGUUUUUGUUUUGUACAACAUGAGCAAGGUUAUAAAGUAGUUUUUGUGUUAUGUUAUGUUUUGUGUGUGUGUGUGUGUGUGUGUGUGUGUGUGCGCGCGUGUGCGUGUGUGUAUGAGAGAGAUGGAGAGAGCAAUCAUUAUGUCUCGUGCAUAUUAAUGAAAAACCAAUAUAGCGAUUAAGACUUGUGUUUCAUUAGUUUCCCUUUUUUUUCUCCAAGGAAUGAAUAUUUCUCAAGUUUCAGUGUUUGAAAGCGAGCCCCGUUUACACAGCGGUGCCUGAGCUUCAGAUGAAGGGGAAGGAAGACUUGUUCUCAAGACAGCAAUUUAUUUGUGUUUGUGUGUUCGUGCCACCCAGCUCAAUGCUUCAUAUCUCUCAACUAUGUGAGGAGCUGAAGGGAAUAAAAAGCACUCUCAGCGCUCCCAUUUCCUCUCUCAGAUUUCUGCCCCACACACACACGCACACAAAUCUGUCGCCUCCACGGUCUCUCUGUUCUCUUCACUUGAUCUCUCUCUCUCUCUCUCUUUCUCUCACCCCCCCCACCCCCCCGAGACUCAUUCCUCGCUCUCAACACUCCUUUCUCUGUUUAACUUGUGAACAUCACAACAGAACAAAUGAUGUUCCCCUAUUUUCCCACACAAGCGCACUCUGCCCUCUAGUGCUUUUGCUAGGCAACCGACCAUGGUGGCUUUUUUUUGUUUUGUUUUGGUUUUUUUGGAGGGGGGGGGUUCAUUUCCUGUGCGUGGCUGUGGAUGACGGGUGUGCAUGCAGGGGAAGACAAAGAGGGAGAAAACAGGCAGCUAAAGCAAGCACUUGGACUCAAAAGCUCAUGCACACACACACGUAUACAAACAAGCAUCAGCCUGGGAGGAUGAGCAUGUGUGUGAGAGGCAGCUAGCACAGCUAAUAUUACAUUAAACCGUCUGCCUGUGUGACACAAACCACACUGCAUUCAUCAGGCUAACACAAAGCAGAAUGAUCGCUGGGCACUGAAUGUAUCUGAGCACCACAAGUGACUUCUUUUUAGGGGAAAAAAAGCUCAUUGAAUGCCCACCCAACAUGUUUUGUUUGUUGCUGUGUUUUAUCUCUAACAAUGAUGCUGGUUGUGUUUUGUCAAUUAAAAGUAAAAAAAAACAAAAACAAAAAAACCAAAAACAAAGUUAGCCUUCUUUUAGUUUGUGUUGUCUUUUGAAAAUCUGUUUGUCCUCCCAUCACAGCACAGCCUUCCCUUCCAUUGUGACACAGCUGGUUGUCAAUCACCGUAGCCCUGCUUUACAUUGUGGCUUCUCUUGUACCGCAGCUAUAAAACACCCUUGCUCCAAACUAGAUCAUAACUGUGCUAUACUGUAACACUACUGUGAAGAAAUACCAGUUGUCCCCUUCCAGAGCUUUACAACGAAAAUGAACCACUGCUAAGCCUUGACUUUGUUUUAUAGACAGUUGAGAAACUUCAGACUGGACUUAAAGGGACAGUUCACCCCAAAAUCAAAAAUACAUAUUUUUUUCUCUUACCUGCAGUGCUGUUUAUCAGUCUAGAUAGUUUUGGUGUGAGCUGAUGAGUGUUGGAGAUAUCUCCAAACACUCGGCCUUUGGUGCUCAGAGUACCAAAAGAUACUCAAUUUCAUUUUUCCAGAAAUCAUCACGUGGUUACUCAAGAUAAUCCACAGACCUUGUUGUGAUCAGUUUCAUGUUGGAACUAUUUUCUUCAUACCGAAUUACACCCACCAACUGUAUCGCACCCAGAAGAAAGCAUGCCUACAGCUAGCUCACCUAACACCACUGAGCUAAUUGUGCGUCAGCUCUAUGACUAGUUGACUCUUCCUCUACUCAUAUGAACCCAGAAACAACAGCAACUUUUAACGAAGGUAACGUUUCAAAAUUUGGCUCCAUUAUAACUCACAAGGUUCACCAACAAAAGAACUGCCUUGUACUAAACAGUUUUCCCCCCAAAAUACAACAUGCUAACCUUAUUAGCGUGAGCCUAUCACAAUUUACAUUGCAUAAAUUUUUAAGUUUUUCUCUACUCUUAUGAAGCCAGGAUAAAUCACACACAGGACAUAAGCUGCCAAUUUUUUAUCUGUAAAAUAAAUGUAAAUAAAAGCAUAGUUUCCACAUGCAUACAAAAAAAAAAUAAAAAAUAGAAGUGCCCUGUUACAGUGACGUGAAUUUACAUUUCUGCAGUGAUGCACGUCAGGCUACAAUGUAGGCUACGUGUCUAUGCAGAGCCUAUGCUGUAGGCACGGCAUACUUUAAAGUUUCAGGUAUAACGUGUGUGUACAUAUAUAUAUAUAUAUAUAUAUAUAUAUAUAUAUAUAUAAAUCCUG
Epinephelus lanceolatus (giant grouper) is the source of this 6791-nucleotide messenger RNA. RefSeq names its product mastermind-like transcriptional coactivator 3 (gene maml3). The record is from RefSeq and is a predicted model, not a curated record. Gene Ontology annotation, cellular component: nuclear speck; nucleoplasm. NCBI's taxonomy places the organism in Eukaryota, Metazoa, Chordata, Actinopteri, Perciformes, Serranidae. Gene Ontology annotation, molecular function: transcription coactivator activity. Gene Ontology annotation, biological process: positive regulation of transcription of Notch receptor target; Notch signaling pathway.